AUGGACCCCUGCGAGGCCGCCAUUUUGGAGUCUUCCCUGAGGAGCUUCUACCGGCUUUUCGUGUCGCUGCCGCCGCUGCCUGCGGCCUUUCCAGGCAGGAUGAAUGUGAUAGACCACGUGCGGGACAUGGCGGCCGCGGGGCUGCACUCCAAUGUGCGGCUUCUCAGCAGCUUGUUACUGACGAUGAGUAACAACAACCCCGAGCUGUUCUCCCCAUCUCAGAAGUACCAGCUUUUGGUGUAUCAUGCAGAUUCUCUCUUUCAUGAUAAGGAAUAUCGGAAUGCUGUGAGUAAGUACACCAUGGCUUUACAGCAGAAGAAAGCCCUGAGUAAAACUUCAAAAGUGAGGCCUUCAACUGGAAAUUCUGCAUCUACUCCACAGAGUCAGGUAAUGGAGAGACUGGAAGACUCUAGAGACAAAGAUAAAGAUGCUAUUGCUAUACUCGAUGGGAUCCCUUCAAGACAAAGAACUCCCAAAAUAAACAUGAUGCUGGCAAACCUCUACAGGAAGGCCGGCCAGGAGCGCCCUUCUGUCACCAGCUAUAAGGAAGUGCUGAGGCAGUGCCCCUUAGCUCUUGAUGCCAUUCUAGGUUUGCUGUCCCUUUCUGUAAAAGGUGCAGAAGUGGCAUCAAUGACAAUGAACGUGAUCCAGACCGUGCCUAACUUGGACUGGCUCUCUGUGUGGAUCAAAGCAUAUGCUUUUGUGCACACUGGUGACAACUCAAGAGCAAUUAAUACCAUCUGUUCACUGGAGAAAAAGUCCUUACUGCGAGAUAACGUGGACCUGCUGGGAAGCUUAGCAGAUCUGUACUUCCGAGCUGGAGACAGUAAGAACUCUGUCCUCAAGUUUGAACAGGCGCAGAUGUUGGAUCCUUAUCUGAUCAAAGGAAUGGAUGUGUAUGGCUACCUCCUGGCUCGAGAAGGGCGACUGGAGGAUGUGGAGAACCUCGGCUGCCGCCUUUUCAAUAUUUCGGACCAGCAUGCAGAACCCUGGGUGGUCUCUGGGUGUCACAGCUUCUACAGCAAACGCUACUCCCGGGCCCUCUACUUAGGGGCCAAGGCCAUUCAGCUCAACAGUAAUAGCGUCCAGGCUUUGCUACUCAAGGGAGCAGCACUUAGAAACAUGGGCAGAGUCCAGGAAGCAAUAAUCCACUUCCGGGAGGCCAUACGGCUUGCCCCUUGUCGCUUAGAUUGUUACGAAGGUCUCAUCGAAUGUUAUUUAGCCUCCAACAGUAUUCGUGAAGCGAUGGUAAUGGCGAACAACGUUUACAAAACUCUGGGAGCGAAUGCACAGACCCUCACCCUUUUAGCCACUGUUUGUCUUGAAGACCCAGUCACACAGGAGAAAGCCAAAACUCUACUAGAUAAAGCCCUGACCCAGAGGCCAGAUUACAUUAAAGCGGUGGUGAAAAAAGCAGAGUUACUUAGCAGAGAACAGAAAUACGAAGAUGGGAUUGCUUUGCUGAGGAGCGCACUAGCUAAUCAGAGUGACUGUGUCUUGCAUCGGAUCCUAGGAGAUUUCCUUGUAGCUGUCAAUGAGUAUCAGGAAGCAAUGGACCAGUAUAGUAUAGCGCUAAGUUUGGACCCCAAUGACCAGAAGUCUCUAGAGGGGAUGCAGAAGAUGGAGAAGGAGGAGAGUCCCACGGAUGCCACUCAGGAGGAGGAUGUGGACGACAUGGAAGGGAGUGGGGAAGAAGGGGACCUGGAGGGCAGCGACAGUGAGGCGGCCCAGUGGGCUGACCAGGAGCAGUGGUUCGGCAUGCAGUGAGGCGGGCGGCCACACCUGAGCCACGCUGACCUCCUGUGCUGAGCACGGCACGGUGGACUGAAGGCGUCCGUAGGAGCCCACUCCCGGGAGGACGUGAUUGCAGCAUGUGAUUGCAGCAGGGGUCUCUGCCCCUUGCUCCGUAUUUCUAGUAGUGACUUCAUUUUUAAGAACUGAGCCUGACCAACCUUCCAUGUAUCUCCACCCUCCCCUCCGGCAGCCAAGGAGGACCCUGUGAGCUCUCUGUGAGGCUCAUGCUUACGCUGGGGCUUCUGGGACAAGACGUGCUUUUUUAUAACUUAUUUCUAAAUCUGAAAGUUCGAGGAAUAGACAACAUUUUGUCUGCGAUGUUGUGAAUGAGUUUAAAGGAGUGACUGAUCAUCCCACAGCGAGAACGUCUUCUCUCCAGUCCGACGGUGGCAUGUGCCGGCCUUCUUAGAAAGGGUCUCCUGUUCCCAGAAGCAAUCGUCCUGGGCUGUCCAGACCUCCCGAGUUACCUCGCUUCCUUCUGCGACAUUAGUAAUGCCUUAAGCUGACAGUUGCUAUUUUGCAGAACAAUUUUCCUGUUUGCUGAUCCAGUACCUUGCCUGUGUGCCCGGGUGGGUCUGAGAACCAGGUGUGACCUAGAGCAUGAGCAGAGGCGUACCUGGAGUAAUAAACUAAUAAAACUUUUUUGUACAGU
Messenger RNA from Trichechus manatus latirostris (Florida manatee), 2446 nucleotides. RefSeq names its product anaphase promoting complex subunit 7 (gene ANAPC7). Bases 1 to 1767 code for a protein of 588 amino acids. Gene Ontology annotation, molecular function: protein binding. Lineage: Eukaryota; Metazoa; Chordata; Mammalia; Sirenia; Trichechidae. Gene Ontology annotation, cellular component: anaphase-promoting complex. Gene Ontology annotation, biological process: positive regulation of mitotic metaphase/anaphase transition; cell division; protein ubiquitination. The record is from RefSeq and is a predicted model, not a curated record. The transcript is spliced from 11 exons.